AUGUUAUCUCGUAUGCUUGGUUCCCAGGUGGCUACUGCUGCUAGAACCAUAGGUGCAAGACAAGGCUUGAGAGUUACAACUGCUGCUGCUGCUCAUGGUCAAUACCAACUAAGAUACAUUUCAUCUUCAUUAAUUAGAUCUAAUGACAAAAAGAAAGAUGAUAAAUCAAAUUCAAUCUUGACUGAUGAUUUAUUAGCAAAAGCCGGUGUUGAUGUUGAAGAACCAACUAAAUCUAGUGCCAAUGGUGAACAAGAAUCUACAACAAAGAAUGAAUCUGAAGAAUCAUCAACUGAAGAUCAAGAUGGUAAACCAAGAAAGAAACGUACUAGACAAAGUUCUACUGAUGUUAAAAGAGAAAGAGCUGCCAAUUUAUUCUAUUUAGGUUUCUUUGCAACUGCUUUUGGUGGUAUUGGUUAUUUAGCUAGAGAUUGGGAAGAAGAUGAAGAUAAAGAAUUGAAACAAAAUAUUCCAAAUGGUUAUUCAUUUGAUUUAAUGUGGAAAAGAUUUAAUGCUAGAUUUAGUUCAAUUUUCACUUAUUUCCAAGAACCUCCAUUCCCAGAUUUAUUACCAGAUUCUCCUCCAGAACCAUAUAAACGUCCUUUAACUUUAGUUUUAACUUUAGAAGAUUUCUUAAUUCAUAGUGAAUGGGAUACUAAAAAUGGUUGGAAAACUGCUAAAAGACCAGGUGUUGAUUAUUUCUUGGGUUAUUUAUCACAAUACUAUGAAAUUGUUUUAUUCAGUUCAAAUUAUAUGAUGUAUAGUGAAAAAGUUGUUGAAAAAUUAGAUCCAUUACGUGCUUAUAUUAGUUAUCAAUUAUAUAAAGAACAUUGUUUAUAUAAAGAUGGUGCUCAUAUUAAAGAUUUAUCAAAAUUAAAUAGAGAUAUUUCAAAAGUUUUAAUUAUUGAAAAUGAUGAAAAUUCAAUUAAAUUACAACCUGAAAAUGCUAUUAAAUUAGCUCCAUGGAAUGGUAAAGCUGAUGAUGAAUUAAUUAAAUUAAUCCCAUUAUUAGAAUAUCUUGCAACUCAACAAAUUAAAGAUGUUAGACCUGUUUUAGCUUCUUUUAAAAAUAAAGAAAAAAUUUCUGAAGAAUUUUUAGAAAGAACUGAAAAAUUACGUCAAGAAUUUAAUAAAGAUCAAGAAAAAAAAGGUUCAACAAAUUUAUUAAAUAAAUUAUUAGGUUUACCAGUUGUAAAGCAAAAAUUCCCAUUAGAUGCAAUUCAUGAUGAAGGUGUUAAAAAUUAUCAAUUUUUCCAAAAAUUAGUUAAAGAAGAAGAAGAAAAAUUGAAAAAACAAUCUGAAAUGCCAAAAGAAACUUUUAAAUUAAAAGAUAUUGUCGAAGGUAAUUUACCAAGUCAAGAAGAAAUGAUGCAAAAACAAUUAGAAAAACAAUUAGAAUUUGAAAAACAACAAGCUCAACAAGCUUCUGCUGCUGUUGCUAAAUAA
Hansenula ciferrii is the source of this 1443-nucleotide messenger RNA. It is a transcript of the gene TIM50, whose product is annotated as protein translocase subunit TIM50. Lineage: Eukaryota; Fungi; Ascomycota; Saccharomycetes; Phaffomycetales; Wickerhamomycetaceae. Gene Ontology annotation, molecular function: phosphoprotein phosphatase activity. The record is from RefSeq and is a predicted model, not a curated record. The transcript has a single exon. Bases 1 to 1443 code for a protein of 480 amino acids.